AAACAUGUUCUUUCUCAUUUUUUCUGGUUUCAUAAAUUUCAUACAAAAAUGUUGAACUUGAACACACUUAACACUCCCCAAGCAUGGCUUGUUCAUCCGAUCUCCAACAAUUCUCAUUCUUCCCACUUUCAAUUCGCUGGAUUCAAUGGAUUCAGACCCAGAAAUCAAGAAUCCGAAUUUUCUCGUAUGUUCAAAUCAGGCAUCUACAAUCCCAGGAGGCAAGAGCAGAAGUUUCUUCAAUUCAACAAGCGAGAAACCCGAGUGCUGAAGACGAAUUCUGCUAUGAGUAUUGAAAAUCAAGAUCUAGAGAGAGUUUCGCGAGUUGGAAAUGAGAAGGGUAGUUCUAGUUAUGAUGCAAUUGUUAUCGGGUCGGGAAUCGGGGGAUUGGUUGCGGCAACACAGUUAGCUGUGAAGGGAGCUAGGGUUUUGGUGCUUGAGAAGUACGUGAUUCCUGGUGGAAGCUCUGGGUUUUACGAGAAAGAUGGUUAUACUUUCGAUGUUGGAUCGUCUGUGAUGUUUGGUUUCAGUGAUAAGGGUAAUCUUAAUUUGAUCACUCAAGCAUUGGCUGCUGUAGGAUGUAAAAUGGAAGUAAUACCUGACCCAUCAACUGUUCACUUUCAUCUUCCAAAUAAUCUAUCUGUUAGAGUACACAGAGAAUACCAAGAAUUUAUUGCAGAACUUACUAGUAGGUUUCCUCAUGAGAAGGAAGGAAUCUUGAAAUUCUACAGUGUUUGUUGGAGGGUCUUCAAUGCCCUGAAUUCCAUGGAACUGAAGUCACUUGAAGAACCGAUCUACCUUUUCAAACAGUUUGCGAAAAAGCCUACUGAGUGUUUGACAUUGGCUUAUUACUUACCACAAAAUGCUGGAGAUAUAGCCAGAAAGUACCUAAAGGAUCCAGAGUUGCUUUCUUUUAUAGAUGCUGAGUGCUUUAUAGUGAGUACAGUUAAUGCUCUGCAGACGCCAAUGAUAAAUGCUAGCAUGGUUCUAUGUGACAGACAUUUCGGGGGAAUAAACUACCCUGUUGGUGGGGUUGGUGGAAUAGCAAAGUCCUUAGCUGAAGGUUUAGUUAAUAAGGGAAGUGACAUACUUUACAAGGCGAAUGUAAAAAACAUUAUACUUGAUCAAGGAAAGGCUAUAGGAGUGCGACUUUCAGACGGGAGGGAGUUCUUUGCAAAGACAGUUAUAUCAAAUGCAACUAGAUGGGACACAUUUGGAAAACUUUUGAAAAAAGAAGACGUUCCUAAAGAAGAAGAAAAUUUUAAGAGGGUUUAUGUGAAGGCUCCAUCUUUUUUGUCUAUUCACUUGGGAGUUAAAGCUGAUGUUUUGCCACCAGACACAGAUUGCCAUCAUUUUGUCCUAGAGGAUGAUUGGGAUAAUCUAGAGAAGCCAUAUGGAAGUAUAUUCUUGAGCAUCCCUACAGUUCUUGAUUCAUCCUUGGCUCCAAAAGAUAGACAUAUUCUUCAUAUAUUUACUACAUCAUCCAUAGAGGAUUGGCAGGGAUUAUCUGUAGAAGACUAUGAAAAAAAGAAGGAGGCUAUAGCAGACAAAAUAAUUAGCAGAUUGGAAAAGAAAAUAUUUCCUGGUCUCAAGUCUUCCAUUGUUUUCAAGGAGGUUGGAACACCAAAAACACACAGGCGUUACCUUGCUCGUGUUGAUGGUACAUAUGGCCCAAUGCCUCGUGCUAUUCCAAAGGGUUUGUUGGGCAUGCCAUUCAACACUACAGAUGUAGAUGGUCUCUACUGUGUGGGAGAUAGUUGUUUUCCUGGUCAAGGCGUUAUAGCUGUUGCAUUCUCAGGAGUAAUGUGUGCUCACCGAGUAGCUGCUGAUAUCGGGAUAGAGAAGAAGUCUCCAGUACUAGAUACUGCUCUUUUGAAAACUCUUGGUUGGUUAAGGACAUUAGCAUAACAUGACUUCAUUUUACAGGGUACUUUAGGAAUUUGAAACAAGGAAAGGCACCAAAUAUAGAAGAGUUUAUGUUAUAUAUAGAAUAGAGGAUGGAAGAUUAUGAUGAAUGGGAAGAAGAUCCAUCAUAUGAUUAAAACAAUUGAUCUUGCUACUAUCAUAUGUUUUCUGAUAACAAUUUAUCAGUUCAUUUGAUAAGUUAUAUAAUAAAUUUGACUGCAAUCACAAUUUCAUUUAUUUAUUUAU
This is a messenger RNA of Impatiens glandulifera, 2148 nucleotides long. Its product is annotated as prolycopene isomerase, chloroplastic. Bases 49 to 1905 code for a protein of 618 amino acids. Gene Ontology annotation, molecular function: oxidoreductase activity; carotenoid isomerase activity. The transcript is spliced from 14 exons. The record is from RefSeq and is a predicted model, not a curated record. Gene Ontology annotation, biological process: carotenoid biosynthetic process. Lineage: Eukaryota; Viridiplantae; Streptophyta; Magnoliopsida; Ericales; Balsaminaceae.